AAUAUAAACUCAAGCCCCCGCUGCCAUAUAAAUAUGGACCGUAUCCAAGAUACCCCACUCUCGGAUAUACACUUCCAUCAUAUACUGUUCGCCUACCUCCGAACAUAUAUUUCCAAAGCUUAUCAUGUAUACCUUCUAUUAAACCUUUCUCUCCUACUUUCCAUGAUCCGCGGAAAUCAAACAGCGCCGGUACCUAAGGUAGAUGACUGCAGUUUGAGGUCACGUGAAAUAUAUCAAUGUCAGUAUUUGCAAUGCCGUACCUAUGUGACAGCCUUGCCAUAUAGGUGAGGCUUGAAGCCUGUCUUUAUAGCCCGGCUCCAGGACCAAGGUUAGAGGCGGCC
Molecule: messenger RNA, 341 nt
Organism: Amorphotheca resinae ATCC 22711
Lineage: Eukaryota; Fungi; Ascomycota; Leotiomycetes; Helotiales; Amorphothecaceae
Exons: 1
Coding region: 34-288 (84 amino acids)
Source: RefSeq, a predicted model, not a curated record